Molecule: messenger RNA, 10040 nt
Organism: Doryrhamphus excisus (bluestripe pipefish)
Lineage: Eukaryota; Metazoa; Chordata; Actinopteri; Syngnathiformes; Syngnathidae
Product: TBC1 domain family member 20
Biological process (GO): positive regulation of GTPase activity; endoplasmic reticulum to Golgi vesicle-mediated transport
Cellular component (GO): endoplasmic reticulum membrane
Molecular function (GO): GTPase activator activity
Source: RefSeq, a predicted model, not a curated record
AACUACUCACGCAUUUACCAGUAGACAAACAUUGUUUACAACAAUUGUUUGGACAAUCUCAAACUCAGUGGUCAUUUGAGGCUAUUCAUCUUUGAUUGGAUGGUCACCAGCCUAAGAUGAACAGCUCCAACAUAAUCAUCCCGAUAAGGACACUAAAAGUCUGACACCAAUUCUGCUCCCCUACAAAGUCAACUGUCUCAAAUUGCUAUGCUGGCUAAUAGAAAUGUAAAGGUGACUAUAUGACUUUGUUCUAUGUCUAGAUGGCUCUAAUAGUGAUUUAGAAGAUAGUGUUGGCAGCUUUUCCGUGACAUAACGAUGAAAAUAUGCCAUUUAUUAAUUAGGAAUCCUACUUCACGGAUGAACCGCGACAGGCAGGGGCCUACUGUAGUGAACUCACCACAGCUAGACGUCUCUCAAUGUACAAGGCUGCUAAUAUGAACACAUUGGACACUGGAAAACAAGAACAAAGAGGCAACAACAGAUGUGAACUUUGACAGGAAUAGCAGAGUUUAUGACUACUUGGACUUGAACCAGCUCUAUUCUUGGCUUUCACAUAAGUGGGUUUAUGCCAUACAAGGCCACAUUCAGGCACCGUAUAAAACCAUAAUAUGUCGUACCGAUGAUGAGGCAGGCGGCGGGCCAGCUAUAAGGGUCCUUCAGGAAAAGAGACACCACCUGGAUGGGGUCUACCAGGAUGCCAUACCUGCCCAAGAGACAUUACAUGUCAGCUAUUUCAAUGCAGGUAUACGCUACAUUGAAAAAAAAAAUGUAAAAAAAAGAUGCUCACUCACUUUAUAAUGUUCUCCAGGAACAGCCGUGCAUUACUCAGCACCUGACAGAGGAGGCGCUAUUUUCAUCACUCAUACCAAAAAAAUGUAGGUUAAUUGUUUAUUGCUCAAUAACAAGGCCAAGGUGGGGCUGAUCUUUUAGAUAAACCUUUAUGGUUUCCGAUGAAUUAGGUCUGACUUAAGAUAAGGAGGCGUGCGUGCGAUGAUUUUUCAGGCUUGUCCAGUACUGAGCUGUGAAGCAACUCCUUUGCAAACAAGCCACCUAUGCUUUAGUGACCUUUAGUGACCAAGCGGGCAACAACAACAUAAAUGCAACACAUUAGCAAAAACAUCCAGAAGAGUAUCUGUACCCAGUAUGUGCCCACUAGGUGGGUCUACGGCUGUCAUGAGGCCAAUGACGUCUUUUGUGUCUGGUCCCUGGUGGCCACAUACUACUACCACUACCAUGAAAAACUCCUUGCGUGAAAAGUGUGUAUGCCAUUAGCUACUUUAUGCACCCUUCAUUCUAUUCAUGGGCUGAGGGUGUUUUAUUUUGGGAUCAAGGUUGACUGGUAUGCACGCCUAUCAAAACAGCACAAUUGUCACAUCCGUGCACUGAGUGCACGGCGCUGUCAGAUUUUUAGUACCUAAAAUAAAUCCUGAAGAACAAUACUACCGUACGACAGGCCCCGGAGGACCUCACAUUUGGGGUUGCACUCACCAGCAUGACAACACACCAGUUGAGGAUUCCUCUGUAGUUGCUGUAGCCGCUGGCUGAGCUCAGAAGAGACUCCUGCAGGACAUGGCAGCUACGAGAAAACCAAACAUGUGCCGUUUAGUGCAUGGGUCACGGGCAUGGCAAAACGUUGGGGUCAAACAUGUAAAAACAACAAAGUAUGCAUGGUUGUAACAACAGCAAAGUGAUUUACACAAACAAAUCUAUAUCAUCUGCGGUGGAGUGUAUCAUGUGAAAGUGGAUGUAGCAAUGUACGAUCGUGACGGGUGUCCUCAGAGGUUACCUGAGUCCCUCACUGAUUUCGUCCAAUGGACUACUCGACUUUCUCCGGUUGCCAAUGGGCUGCCGCCCUUUCUCCCCGUCCGCCUUCCCGCUGUUAUUGACAUGCCUCGGUGCCUCCUCCGGCUUCUUUUUAGCGGGACACGGAGGUGGUUUCUCCACGCCACCAUUGUGCCACUUGCCCCCGUUGGCUUGCUGCUUCACACCGCCGCCACCACCACCCCCAGAAAUAGUCGUCCGUCUUUGGCGGGCUGUGGGCCCUCUCAUCUCGGCCCUGUCGCUCAUUCAAGCGGCUGCGAUCAGAGGGUGUUCACGGACUGGACAUGUCCUUUGCUUGCUGGCGUCCCCGGAGCGGAGGGCGUGCGGGACGCGGUUACAAGCGUCGUGUCCCUGCCGGAACUUGUAGGAGGCGUUUCAUCGCCGCUGCUAAGCUCAAGGUGCAAUUAUCAUCUGACGGGUUGCCAGAUGUCAUUGAUAUCCCCCCCAUAAAGCGUGAUAUCUUCCGGGUGGCGUUCCAGUCCUCGACUAACAGGGUCACUAAACGCAAGAUUUGAUCGAUUUGUUUGUUACAAAAAUGAAUUAUUUCGUAUUUCGUAACUACAUUUAAACCCUUUUUAUGAAUAUCGCUGAUCCCCCGUUGUCCAAACGUAUGAUGCUGAAUUAAAUCGGAAUAAAACAAUUUUAAGUAUAUGUAUUUGUAUAUAUACUUAGAGGAGCACAUUAUUUUCAAAUGUGCUAAAAUUGACGUGAUUUUUAUAUUCUUGCAUUUUAAAUGGUUGUAAGUUUCAUUUUCACCACAAGAUGUCAGUAGAGAAUUGAUUUACAGUGGGUGAUUAGUUCACUAUAUGAAGCGUCUAUGGAAGUAACUUUUUUUUUUUUUAAUCAAGUGUAGGAUUUCUGUCUGGGAUUGAAGAUUAAAACAAAAAUCAAGUGUAGGUUUUGUGUCGAUCAGCACUAUAAUGACUUUGAUCUCGUAUGGCCGUGGUAGGACACUUAAAGGUAACUGCCAAGUUUGCUUGAGACCUGUGCUAUCCAUCGGCCAAUCACCUUCGACGUUUUAGUCAUGCUCACUUUUUGACCAAUCGUAGCGUAGGAUCGUAGUUUGGUUUAAGUUAGGUUGGCCCAUGUUCCGUCUCAGCUGUCUUGUAAAGACUAAUCAGAAGUUUCGGACAAUGGCAUGAAAUAUUUAGCAAAUUGAAUUCGCUUUUAUUGUACAUGAAACAACCUUUUCGCGUGGUAGAGAUAUCUUAAUAGGGAAUGAAAAAGCCCAAGCGGAAGAAACACACUAUCGUAGGAGUUGAGGUAAAUGGACCUGCCGAGACGGGAAAGUCAACCAACUGUUUAGCUAGCAAGCAAGAUGUCCACUGUGGGAGGAAACAGAAGUUGGCUGAGAUCCACCAGGCUUUGAGCAGCGAUCCGGUGGACGUCGAGACCCUUAGGAGGGCCGCUGUCAGCCAGGGAGGACUGCUCACGGGUGAACUGCGAAGAAAAGUGUGGCCCAAAUUACUUAACAUCAAUGUAUAUAAACUACCACAUAAGCCUGGCAAAGAUGGACGGGAGAACCACAAGGACUAUAACCAGAUUGUUAUGGAUGUCAGGAGAUCCAUGAAACGCUUUCCCAAAGGUAUGUUGUCUUCUGAAAGAGCCGUCCUGCAGGAACAGCUCAUUGGCGUCAUACUGGAGGUUUUAAGAUGCAACCCGCAGCUCAACUACUACCAGGGCUACCACGAUGUGGCCGUCACGCUGCUGCUGGCGGUCGGGGAGCGGAUGACUAUCGCAAUGCUGCACACCUUAUCCAAAUACCACCUCAGGGAUUUCAUGGAUCCUACCAUGGACAGCACCAAACAUAUUUUAAAUUACUUGAUGCCAUUAUUGGAAGAAGUGGACAAAGAGCUUCAUGACUUCAUGAUAAGAGCGGAGGUGGGGACCAUCUUUGCGCUGUCCUGGCUCAUCACCUGGUAUGGACAUGUCCUGUCGGAGUUCAAACAGACGCUGAGACUCUACGACUUCUUCUUGGCCUCCCACCCCAUGAUGCCCAUCUACCUCGCCGCUACGAUUGUGUUGCACAGGGAGAAGGAGGUGAAGCACACCGAAUGUGACAUGGCCAUGGUGCACCUCCUCCUCUCUCGCAUCCCCCAGGAUCUCCCUUACGAGCUCCUCAUCAGCCAGUCUCAGGAGCUCUUCCACCGCUUCCCUCCGUCCUCGCUGGCCAAGAGGGCGGAGCUGCGGUCCCGUAAAAGCCGGUCCAUGAGCACCUUCAAGACGUUUCAGCUCUCCACGCUUCACCAGAGACCGGACUCUGUACUCCAGCGCCUCACCACGUCCUCCUUGUCCUCCACGUCCUCCAGACGAGCAGCUCGUCACUCUGGCCUGGAUGUGGCUUUUCCCCGGGACGGAGGCCAGCGUUGGGGGAAGGGGAGCAGGAUGGUGAAAAUGGCCGUGUGGGGGCUGUCGGCGACGCUGGGGGCGGCCGUCCUCGCCGUGGCUCAGACCGCCUUGGACUGGGGACCCGACGUGUUACUGCAGCUCUUCUGACGCUGCCCGGGGUUCUUUGCAGGGUCUUUAAAGGGCACACGGGCUCAUGUCCUCGCGUCAGGAGGUGACGCUAAUAUGAUGGAAGGAACUUUUAUUGAAGACGCUGCUCAGUGGCACGAAGCGUUGGCUUUAGGUGCCUCUCUUAUGCAUGGGUGCGUGUUUAAAAUAUAAAAAUGGAUAUGCAGAUUUAGAAGCCAAAAAGUAAAACAAUGAUUAAAGUGGUGAAAGCUUUCUGUGGAGAGCAGAAGAUGACAAAGGUAGGUUCUGUUUCCACAGGUGUCAGUGAAGCUAAUUCCUACCUCCAUGUGCGUCACGUCACAGGAACAUUUGGGCAUCUCACCGAUUUGACCUCAUUUAAUGGAAGAAAUUGUGACUUUUGUGUGGCAAAACUGACUUAUUAGAAUUAUAAUGGUGGCGUUGAGAACCUAAGGAUGGAUUAUUAAUAAUACAGACAGGCAAAGCACGGUGAAAUAUUGAUGGGCUUCUCACGAGCAUGCGGCUCAGCUGCAUCUGUUAGCACAAGUUUGCCGGAGUCGGGGCGCAGCCCUCCCUCGUCUCAUCAGGCGAAUGGCGAGCAUGUGUCAGCUGCUAGCCGUGCUGAUUUAACGUCGCUGCGAAACGUGUGAACUCGCACCGUCUUUAAGUGCAGCUCAUCAAAACAAACACGUCAGGGGGAAAAAAAAAGGGGGGCCAAAACAAGAGUGCUAAAAGGUUAGUUUGACCUCGAUGUGCGCGUCUCCAGGGCAGCUUGAGGCAAUCAGAGCAGAGUUGCUGAGCGGAGUAAUUAACAAUCCAGUGGAUCUGUCGCUCAUUACUUGGCUCACCGUAGAACUCGCUGGUAUUGUUCAUCACGCUUUCAUUAGGCCGUGGAUAAAAGUGCUCUGUGUGUGUACCUUCAUGCUAUUGUUGCAUGGAACCCUUGCUUGGUAAAUAGUCCACAAGGCUAAUGGACGUGCGUAUGGCGUCCGUGUAAAGCAUCUUGCUUUUUACUUGAUGCUGCAGAAAUGUUAAUUACAUGUGUCCGACAGCUGCUCUCUCAAUGACAAAAAUACACUUUGUGCUUGUCUCUCCAUGUAUGACUGCUUUAAUGCGUAUCGUUUAGAUGUGAGAUGGACGUGUCAUCAAGACUCACUUAUGCUGAUUAAAGCAGAAGUGGUGCUGAUGCCAAAUCGUAAUGAGGAUUUAAAUUCCUGCUCUCGGCAUGCCCUCAUCUUCACACGCAUCUGCAACAACACCUGCACUAGUUCCCUGGCGGUGGUAAUCAAGCCAGCUCAAAUGAGUUGGGGUCUUAUUUUAACACGUGAAGUCCCUUCCAUGGGGGCUUUCUAUGCUAGCCAACAGCAUCGAUCAUGCUGCUUUCAUGCUACUAUAUUGCAAAUGAAUGGUCACCAUUACCAUUACUAGGUGAACCUCCUUUUGUGCAGUCCUACAGAUGUUGUCUCUGCAGACUCAGCUGGCGGCCCCCCCUGAGAAUGUAGGUCAUGUAUCGGUGCAUUGGGGGGGGUUAGAUGUGGAGCAUCUGUCUUGACAUGGAACGUCUCUAUGUUAGUAGAUAGGCAUCAGGUGGAUGUUAGUCCCGACGCACCCCCCCUCCCCAACCACAAGGAGUUGAGCCGCAGAAGAGGCGAGAGCAGAUGUAGCCCUGACGUUAACGUACACCCUGGAGGUGUCUGGACGUCCUCACGCGCCUUGCUGACUACUUGUUGGUGUUCUAAACGUCAGCUAAUGUCAAAUGCUGGAUUUGAUUCUAGCGACCUCAUGCGACCUCCCUAGUUCUGCAUGUUGGCUUGCGUGUGUGCACUUCCUGGAUGACAUAGAGGUGUGCACAAUACCACACCACAAGGUGGCGCUGUUAUUAAACCCCAUUGUUUGGAUUGACUUGCAAUUUCUCACACAGCACUGUCCUAGGCAACGCCGGUAGAGAUGGAUGGAUGGAUGGAUGGAUGGACGGACGUAGGUCAUGGAGUGACGACUGAAUGCAGUGCUCCUUGGAUGAAAUGUACAACUUUUCUCUCUGCAAGGAAGUCUGGCUUCACCCAAGCUUUUACUGUCUGCACAUUUCCUACCCCCCCCCCCCCCCCCCCCCACACCACCCCCAUUCCCACUCAACCCUUCGCUCUGUCAUGGAUCAGAGAACAUGUCGCAAAGUGCUUUGCAAGGCAACACGUGUGCAGCGUGCCCCUGCAUGCUGAUGGGACGCUGUGGCUGGUGCUCUGCAUCUGCAUCUCCAUCUGCAUCUGCAUGUGCUGGCCUUGCACUGUUACGGUCCAUAGUGAGGACGUACACUACAUUAUACUGUUACGGUCCAUAGUGAGGAAGUACACUACAUUACUAUACUGUUACGGUCCAUAGGGAGGAAGUACACUACAUUAUACUGUUACGGCCCAUAGUGAGGAAGUAAACUACAUUAUACUGUUACGGUCCAUAGCGAGGACGUACUACACUACAUUAUACUGUUACGGUCCAUAGUGAGGAAGUACACUACAUUACUAUACUGUUACGGUCCAUAGGGAGGAAGUACACUACAUUAUACUGUUACGGCCCAUAGUGAGGAAGUAAACUACAUUAUACUGUUACGGUCCAUAGCGAGGAAGUACACUACAUUAUACUGUUACGGUCCAUAGUGAGGAAGUACACUACAUUAUACUGUUACGGUCCAUAGUGAGGAAGUACACAACAUUAUACUGUUACGGUCCAUAGUGAGGAAGUACACUACAUUAUACUGUUACGGUCCAUAGUGAGGAAGUACACUACAUUAUACUGUUACGGUCCAUAGGGAGGAAGUACACUACAUUAUACUGUUACGGUCCAUAGUGAGGAAGUACACUACAUUAUACUGUUACGGUCCAUAGUGAGGAAGUACACUACAUUAUACUGUUACGGUCCAUAGUGAGGAAGUACACUACAUUAUACUGUUACGGUCCAUAGCGAGGAAGUACACUACAUUAUACUGUUACGGUCCAUAGUGAGGAAGUGCACUACAUUAUACUGUUACGGUCCAUAGUGAGGAAGUACACUACAUUAUGCUGUUACGGUCCAUAGUGAGGAAGUACACUACAUUAUGCUGUGUACUGUAUUACUAUGACAAAUGAGCCUUGUUUGGAUAGAAAGUCAGACUCUGUGCCAACAGGGGUGUCAAAGCACAUGCGUCCCACCCCCAGCGCUUUGGAGCAUCCACGCUAACUGCAGCUGGUGGGAUCUUUGCAAGUGGAAACUUUUCCCAGCGUCUGGCAACGUGUCGUAUUCUGAAUCUCUGAUGACCCCCCAGGCCUCAUUAGGCUGAGAGCAAGGUCGUGGUCAUGCGGUCCUACGUGUACCUUUACUGCUUUCUGCUCAUGCUUUCCCCACAGCGUGGACACGAGGGGUCACCCACUUGUCCUCUUGGCCCCACGGGUCCCACUUGUACCAACCCCCACCCCGGACCUCACCUCUGUUUCCACGGACCUGUCGCCCCAACUUCCAUCAAAUAUUCAUCACUAGCUCCCAAACAGGCCAUCUUGACUUUUUACAAGCUCUGAGGAUUUUGCAGCCGCCUCUCCUAAUUUCCACUCCGGAGGUGAUUGAUGUGACGUUUGUCACAACAAAAACAUGGAAAAUGGCGAGUCCCAAAAUGUAUCCUCCAUGUGUGCUAUUUUGCCGACUGAUUUCCCACAUCUGCAAAAGUUUCCUGGCUGUGACUGACUGAGAAAGUGUCCCGGCGACAUUGUGACGACGUCUUGUUAAUCUCCGGCUGACUGGCUGUCAGUGUUUCGCUCAUCUCCCCGUCCGCUAAUACACCCGCGGCGCCCAGCCUGAGAUGGCGACUUCAUUUCUAAGCUUCAAUUGGAUCCGUCUGUGUUGAGCUUCCUGCCGAGAAGCACAUCUUUUAAUUAUUUUUUUUUUUUUUUUUACAGCGGGGACGCAUCAAUCUGUCUUAAGUCACAUGGGCUCCAGCUCCAUGGCCUUCAUUUGGGAAAAACGCCUCGUGGAAAAAUGCACGUUUGCAAAAUGUCAACAAGCGUUGCGUGUGCAUCUUGCCGCGGUCUGCUUGGAGUGGGUUUGCCAGCACAUACGUGUGUGUGUGUGUGUGUGUGUGUGUGUGUAAGAAAUCUGAAUUUGUUGGUAAAUGUCAAGAAGUUGGCAGUCUAAUGGUCGGUCUGACAAAUGAUCCAUAAAGCCACCAAGUGAUUGGCUGAGAGAUUGUCAUUCAUUCUAAUGCAGCUGUCAUGGUCACAGUGUGUGUGUGUGUGUGUGUGUGUGUGUGUGUGUGUGGAAGGAAGCAAGGCAGUCACGCAGUUGCAGUUUAAUUCCAAGCAGCAUGAACCUGCUAUGGACUUGCUGGAGUUAUACGUUGGACACUUUUCAUCAGCAGACAUGAACCCUGUGUCCGCCUUCCUAACCUGACUGAUGAUGUAGGACGUGGCAUCUGUAAAGCUGAACCUUACAUCUACUUGUAUCCUACUGUUCCCUGCAUUGGAGGGAAUCUAUUGCAUAGCCUGAUCCAUAGAGCAGACAGAAUUUGUGUUUGAUGUACGUUUCAAUCUACGUUCCUCGACAAAGUCCCACCUAUACACCCCCCCCCCCCAGGCCCCCCUCCCUUCCUUGGACUGCACAUAUUUGCAUGAAGUUCCACGUGUGCGUAGGGCUACUGGCUAAAAGUUCUAAAGCAGCUUCACUCGGUUGGAGAUGAAGAGCGGAGCAGCGCCAGACAUCACAAGUAGAACUCCAUCAAAAGAACGUCUGGCCAAGAUUGAAGGGUGGUCAAAGCGCCCGGUGAUCAAGCAAAGCCUCUUGGCUCAUCAGCACUUCCUGUACAGAGCAAACCAGGAGCACGCCACACCGGAGUCUCGGCCGAGUGGCUGUCAUGGCGGCCAUGUGAUCCAUGGUCCCAAAGGGGGGGAAAGAAUCCAAACUGACACAAAGCCCACAUGACCCGCAGAUUGCGACAUAAGCGCUUGAUUACGCUGUCACAACCCGGAACGUCACGUCACUCGCUCCCGCCUCGGAAUUGGCUAUCGGCUUAAGAUGCUUUCCCGCCGUAUCGUAAUUCAUAUCCGGCGUCUGUUAAUGCAAACCGUGUUCGUUCUCGGGGGGGGGGGGAUAUACGCCCUUGAUGGCCGCAUCGCCUGGUAUAGCCGCUGAUCCCGUCAUGUGACCACGCCGUCGGACGCGGGUCGAGAUGAGAAUAACCAGCAUCGCAGCAGCCGUGUGGCGCCGUGAUGGAUUGGCUUUUCAUGGCCGUAUUUUCCCUAUUUUCCUUCUUUCAUCCACUUGAUGCCUCCUUUCUCAUUCGCCGUGACCCCCCCCCCCCCAUCGCCCCCACAUCGGAGUAACUAAGUAGCCAUUUAUUCUGCCUCGUAGUCGCUGAAAAAAAAUUCGGAAAAUAACUUUUAUAAGCUUUAGUGUUAUGUCAUGUCAUGCCAAAAGUGCUAGUUAAAUAUAAAGUAUAAAUGAUUGACAGUAUCACAACUACUUACGCAACAUUAGCAUUUUGUGUGGAAGUGGGAAGCUUUUCCCCACAAGAAUUAAGUUGGAGGCUAACUAGUUAGCUCGCAAGCAUGCUUAAAGCGAUGGCUGCCUGUUGUGUCCCUGCGGUGCAAACAGAGAAUAAUAAGAGUGGAGAGGUGACUAUAGGGGUGUUACUGCAUGGCUGCAGGGCUCUAAUAAUGGUAAAAACAUAUUUAGAACGCCACACACAACGAGAGAAUAUUCCAGUUAGUAAUAUUGAUGAACAUUCCAUCCCA